UUUCAAAUCAAAAUAGUUAAAAAGCUUUUAAGACUAAUUUGUUCUUUUAUUUUGAUUUUUUCGUAUCUGCACUUAUUACUAUGUAGGUAUCCUAUAUGUAAGUAUUAUAUUAGAGAUGAAAAUGCUUGUAAUUUUAUACUAAAUUAGCUAAUUUCAAACAUGAGCAAAGGUAUUUACCAUUGGAAACUUGGAGAUGUUGCACUGGCCAGGAUGUGUCAAAAAGUUUAUGCCAAAGUUCAAGUCGUAAGGGAUGAAAAGGGCUUAUUUUAUGACUGGAAAGUUCUAGGCAUCACGGCAGAUGAAGAUGGCAACCUUCAGGUUACCAAAGAGCUCUGCUACUACACUGAAACCUGUCGUACGAAGCACAGACUGUGGUUACCAUACACUUGUCUCCAUCUGGCUGAACGAUCCCGUCCGUUUUACGGGGUUGAUAAACUUUCCCCACAAAAGCCAACAAAACAAAGUAAUACUACUCCUAGAAAGAGGAAAUUCAAAGAGGAUCACACGCUGCCCCUCUGUGUAAAGCCAAGUAACAGAGCUCCGGACCUCAACAUCACAUAUGACAAGACACACACUCCCUUAAAACAGGGCCGAUAUGAGAAUGCCUUCAAUGAAUUUGUCCGGCAGGGAAAGGAAAUGUUAUUUGACCAUUUCUAUUAUUUAUUAAAGAACAACAUUGAAGAGAAUGAAGAUAUUUUAGAUUACUUGAUGAAUGUAGAUGCAAGUACGGAGGAUAAGUUUGAAGCGGUGAUAAAGAAUAUUGUUACUUUGAAGGAGGUUGAGAAUUAUUUGCAUCAAUGCUGGAGGUACAAUUUCGUUCAUAAGGCAGAGAAGGAUUCUAACUCUAAUGACACCUCCCCAGUAAAAGCAGCUAUAACCCUCCACAUUUCUUGGUGUCUGGUGUGCGGGCUCGACACUAACAGACUGCGGGAAUGUACCAACUGUCCGGCGUCGUACCAUUUGUCGUGCAGGCGGGAAUGGCUCCUCACUAUCAUACACCGCAAGAACCCUCCCCAAAAGGCGCCAAAGCAGGUGACUCUAGUGGAGAAGAUACUUUCCAGUACUAGAACUAUUUGUUCAGUGAAGAAGAAUGACAAUAAGGAGAAUCUCGACUUAUGUCCCAGUUGCAUGUGGGGGCCGAAAGUUGGUUACGACGACGUGGUGUGGCACAAGCUAGGCACGUGUUCGUGGUGGCCGGCGAAAGUGCUGCCGCCCGGCGCCGUGCCUUCUUGUCUGCUGGCCAAAUCCCACUCCGCGCACCAGUGGCCUUUGAGAUAUUAUGGCGCGGAGAACUAUUCGUGGGGGGACAUGUCUCGUAUGUGCCUGUUCCUGCCGAGCCACACGGCCGCGCUACGCGGGCACAACCCGCUGCUGCAGAAAGGCGUUCUGGACGCUUGCGACGAUUAUAUCGCUGUUUAUUUGACUUAGGAAGAUUCAUAGUAUUUAUAAAAAGAAAAACAUACUAGUAGCACCCUAAGUAGCUCUUUUUUGGAAACAUUUUUUUUUUAUUAAUACUGAAUUGAUUACACGACCACAGUGUCGAACCGAUAUUAUUUUGUGCAAUUUUCUAUACCUAAACCAACCUAGUUUUAAGGCAGAUUAUUUAAAGAUCGUUUUUCAUUUUUUGCAAUUUUCUGUAAACCAAAAAAUAAUUUUAAGGCAGAUCAUUUAAAGAUCGUUUUUUACGUUACCCUUUUGUGAUAAUUAGUUUAGUUUUGUUACAACAAUGCUUUUUUGCAUGACCAUGUUUUUGACCAAAACUAGUAAUUUUUACUUGCAUGUGUAUAUUUAUGGUGUGUUUCAAAUCAUGUUUCGAAUCAUCAACAUGACUUUUUGGAAAUUGUAUACUUUUUAAUGUUGACUAAUUUGUUUUGUUGAAUAUUGUAUUUGUUUAAAAAUUUUAACAUUAUGUUAAUCUAAUUUUAAAGUAAUUUUUACUCCAUUACUUUAGUUCGUAUUCAUAACGUAAUACGAAUUAAAAUGACAAAUUUGAAUAUAAAAUUCGCAACCACAUUGGUUUUGUUUUUGACAUGGAAUUAGUAGGUACACAAUGUACUUAUUAAAUCCAUAGUUUUUGCAAAAUGUUUCAUUGGUUAUUAAAUCCAUAGUUUUUGCAAAAUGUUUCGUUGGUUCAAGUUUGCUUAGCAACCACCUAUGCUCUAUGCUUACUCGACCAAGUUAGUAUAACUAGUAAAAAUUUGCAAUUGAGCAAAGACAAUGACGACCUCGGUGGCGCAGUGGUAAGAUUCUUGCCACUGAACCGAGAGGUCCCGGGUUCGAUCCUCGGUCGGGUCAUGAUGGAAAAUGAUCUUUUUCUGAUUGGCCCGGGUCUUGGAUGUUUAUCUAUAUAUGUAUUUGUUAUAAAAUAUAGUAUCGUUGAGUUAGUAUCCCAUAACACAAGUCUCGAACUUACUUUGGGGCUAGCUCAAUCUGUGUGAUUUGUCCUAAUAUAUUUAUUAUUUAUUAUUAUUUAUUUAUUUUAUCUAUUUACGAAGCAACAUACAUUAAAAUUAAAAAAUAAAAUCAUUAAAAAAACGUUUAAAAAUCGAUCGAUCAUUUUGAUGUGAUGCUAUCGAAGGAUUUAGAUAUAAAGAUUAAUUUAAUUCAAAUUACAAAGGACUGAUAUUAUUAUCGUAAUUAAAUCUAUAUACAAUAUCUUACAUUUUCCAUCAUUGAAGUGAUCCGAAGUUUUAUUAAUAAAAUCUAAAGGUACCUACGUUCAUUCGUCAUUCUAUAAAUUCAUGAUCACGCCACACAUAUUAAAUGUUUUAAAUGAUGUAUUCAUGAUCACGCCACACAUAUUAAAUGUUUUAAAUGAUGUAUUCAUGAUCACGCCACACAUUUUAAAUGUUUUAAUAUGUGUGGCGUAGUGUAGCGUGCGUAGAUCACGUAGACAAGAAAAUAAAAUACUGGCCAGUAUGAAAAAAAUAAUUGCAGAUUUACUUUUUUGAGCAGGUAUGACAAAAUAGGCUAUAUUUUGCCGCCAUGUUGAUUAAAAUAUAGCCCCAAAUCAAAGGUUUUGUCAAUAAAACAAAUAU
Plodia interpunctella (Indianmeal moth) is the source of this 3038-nucleotide messenger RNA. RefSeq lists its product as uncharacterized. The transcript has 7 exons. The coding region runs from base 160 to 1428 and encodes 422 amino acids. The record is from RefSeq and is a predicted model, not a curated record. Lineage: Eukaryota; Metazoa; Arthropoda; Insecta; Lepidoptera; Pyralidae.